AUGACGUCGGUGCCGGGCGUGAUGCCGUGCGCGCGCGCGACGACGGGCGCGACGACGGGCGCGCGCGCGCACGUGAGUCGGUCGCGCGUCCACGCGGGCGCGGCGCGGCGGGCGGUGCGCGCGCACGCAAAGGGUAAGGGAAAAAGUAACCGCGAGGGGAGCGGGGCGAAGAUGAUGUCGCAGGUGGAGCAAUUCAUGCCGCCGAUCGAUCCGGAUAACGAGCAGUUCGUGAUCUACGUGCGAUCGAAGCGUGGGCUCAAGGCGUGGUAUCCGUUGAACGUGGUCACGGGCGGGAGCGCGGCGAAUACGCUGGUGAAGGGGUUGGACAACGACAUGUCCAGGGAGAUGGCGCAAAAGUCGCUCCAGCAAAACAUCGGGAAAGCCAUCUACAAGGACUUCGAGGCGAUCGAAAAGGUCGCGCGAACGAUGCCGAUGCUCAAGCAAGCGAAGGAGAUCGAAUACGGGUUCGCGGUGUUGGACAAGAAGAACCCGCGAUCGAUGUUCUCGCCGGCGUCGGGCUCGGUCAUGAUGAUCCCGAGCGAGGAGGACUGCGAGACCCCGGCGGAUAAGUUCCAAGAAAUGGGCGACAACUUGAAGAAGAUGUUCGGACAACAGUAG
Messenger RNA from Ostreococcus tauri, 618 nucleotides. Its product is annotated as unnamed product. The transcript has a single exon. NCBI's taxonomy places the organism in Eukaryota, Viridiplantae, Chlorophyta, Mamiellophyceae, Mamiellales, Bathycoccaceae. Bases 1 to 618 code for a protein of 205 amino acids. The record is from RefSeq and is a predicted model, not a curated record.